CUCUAGUCGAUUCUGUCAGAUGAAAUACUACUCCUUAACUCAAAAGUGGGUUAUAAUUUUGGAAUCGCCGCGUACCUUUGUACCCACACGCCGAUUGUAAGCCAGCCUUUAUCAUCUUUAUCACAAAUUCCCAUCGGCCCCAAACAAAGAACUACUGGUUAGUUGGUUUAUGAUUAGCCGGUAAUGCGGGCGCCCUGCGAUAAGGAUAAGUAUAAGUCUAAUACUGGUCAAAUUGACCGUCGCUGGUUUUCAUAUCAUUCAGUCGUGGGAGAACCGCCGAAACAGCAGCUGGUAUAGUUAUUGGACAAUAUUGGACUGGAGUAAACAUGAAAAUCGAAUGGGCACCCCUUCGAGUUCCUCUGGAACGUCGAUUGCAGAUACUGGUCACGGCAUUCUUCACCUCGAUGCUGUUGAUACUAUUAUCUACUUCGUUUCUUUUAGUAGCUGGUUCACUGAUCUAUGGAGGCCUCCUGCUGCGCAGCUUAAUGGUGAUUUACUUGGUUUACGUCUAUGUGCAUCACAAGGAAACCCAAUCUGUGGUGGAUGGCAAUGGCUGGAUGAUAACCCGUACUAAUCGCAUACAUCGUCGCUAUCGCGAUUACUUUCCCGUGGAACUGGUGAAAACCGCCGAACUGCCAGCUAAUAAAAACUACAUCUUGGCCAGCUUUCCCCAUGGAAUUUUGGGUACGGGCAUUGGUAUAAACAUGGGUGUAGAAAUCUCCAAGUGGCUUGAGCUAUUCCCUCAAGUGCGACCAAAAGUGGGCACUCUGGAUCAGCAUUUCCAUGUUCCCUUCAUGCGAGAGGUCAUUCGUUGCUGGGGUUUGGUGUCCGUAUCCAAGGAGGCCCUAAUCCGUAUGCUCAGCAAAUCAAAUGAUCCCAAGCACAAGGACAAUCGGGAUGGAUUCACCUCGAAUGCGGUGGCCAUACUGGUUGGUGGUGCCCAAGAGGCCAUGGACUCGCAUCCUGGACAGUAUAUUUUGACCCUGAAGAAUAGGAAGGGUUUCGUCAAGAUGGCCAUUCGAACGGGUUCAUCAAUUGUGCCUUCGUUUUCCUUUGGCGAGGUGGAUAUAUUUGAUCAGGUGGCCAAUCCUCCAGACUCUCUUCUGCGUCGGAUUCAGAAUGUGGUCAAGAAACUUACCGGUGUUUCUCCACUGAUCCCAGUGGGUCGAGGUUUCUUCAACUACACCUUUGGUCCCCUGCCUUUUCGACGACGUAUUGUUCAAGUUGUUGGUUCCCCCAUUGAUGUUGUGAAAAGCGAUACACCCGACUCAGAGUAUGUGGACAAAGUUCAUGGACAGGUCAUUGAGGCCCUGGAGAAAUUAUUUGAGCAGCACAAAGACAAAUACUUACAGAACCCCACAAGUGCCAAACUGGUUGUACAGUAAUUAAAAUGUGUUUAGUAAUUUUUACAUACAAGAUAUUAGUGGGUAACAGUAUUAUUAUUGUUACAGUUUGAUUUAAUGAUACCAACGGCAGUUUUGGUAUACACAAAUAUUUUAAAGAAAGCUAUGAAGUAUACUAAAAUAAAAGUGUGUUUUAGAAUUUCAGUUAUCUAUUA
This is a messenger RNA of Drosophila suzukii, 1558 nucleotides long. The record is from RefSeq and is a predicted model, not a curated record. NCBI's taxonomy places the organism in Eukaryota, Metazoa, Arthropoda, Insecta, Diptera, Drosophilidae.